Culex pipiens pallens (northern house mosquito) is the source of this 479-nucleotide messenger RNA. Its product is annotated as paraneoplastic antigen Ma6E-like. Bases 41 to 385 code for a protein of 114 amino acids. The transcript is spliced from 2 exons. NCBI's taxonomy places the organism in Eukaryota, Metazoa, Arthropoda, Insecta, Diptera, Culicidae. The record is from RefSeq and is a predicted model, not a curated record.
UCCAGUCUGAAACAACCCAAAAAACCCCCCAAAACCAACCAUGAAAGUGACCUUCUUCCUGCUGUUGGUGACCGCCGUGGCCUUCCUGGCCGUGUUCCAGCCCGCAGUUGAGGCCGCCCCUCAGGACGUCGCUACUGCCGAAGUAGCUGAUCCCGCUGGAGUUGCUGAAGCUGGAUCGGAUGGAAAGCCGGAAGGUGGCGCUGCUGCUGGUGGAUCAUCCUCGGAGGAGCAGGGUGGCAAGAAGGGACACGGCAAGGGCAAGGGACAUCACGGUGGCAAGGGAGGAAAGGGUGGUGAGAUGGGAGGCAAGGGCAAGGGCCAGGCCAACAAGGAGAAAGGAGCCAAGGGUCAGGCCAACAAGGGUAAGGGACAGGGCAAGAACUAAGUUGAGGUCGAUGUCAUGAUGAAAUGACUUGAACAAUAAAUUUGAUUUAAAAAUAUGUUGUUUUUGUUUGAAAUGAUUUAUUUUAUAUUAUGAA